AUGUAAAAUGUAAAACAAAUGAGGGAAAAAUAUGAAAAUAUCAAAUAACUCAAUCCGAAUAGAGAUGUUAGUGCAAGAUCAUUUCAUAGUCAUACACCUUCGAAAGAGCAAUAUCAAAUUGCUUUUUCUAGUGGUUAAAAAUCAAUAUAGGAAUCUAAUAUAUAGAUUGGAAAAACAUUGUUAUGCAGUCCUUGCUAUAAUAAAAGACUUUUAAAUAAAUAACAAUAGAAUAAAAAAUAAGAAUCUGAAUUGGAGAAAGUAAUUUUACAAUUAUACAAUAGAGAUUGUUGAUGAAAUAAAUGGAAUAAAAUUAAUUAAGAGAAUAAUAAAAGAUUAAUUUUGAAGUUGAAUAAUUAUCAGUCAGAAAGUAAAUGGAAUAAUAAAAUCUAAAUAUUUCGAAAUAAUUAUUGGAUUAGCAAAAAGAAAAGGAAAAACUUAUUUUAGAGUAAGAAAUAUAACAAUAAAACUUAAUUAUAAAAUAAAAUUAAGAAAUUUUGUAAAAAGAAAAAAUUGAUAAAAGAAUAAAAUAACAUAGUUUACAUUAAGAACUUUCAAGCUAACUUGAAUAACAAAAAAGAUUAAAACAAUUAGAUUAAAUGUCUUAAUCUAUGGAAUAUGAUGAUCCUUAUUGGAGAUAUCAAGCUUAAGAAGAGAAAGAAUAAUAAAGAAGAAAAAAUUAUCAAAUGAUAUACAAUAAUAAUCACUGGUAAAAUCAUUAAAAAGAACAAUUGAAAAAAUAAUAAUAACAAAGAGCCAUAAAAAAUAAUGAAAUUGAUGAAAGAAUUAAGACUUUAUAAGAUUAUCACAAUUAAAUAGAAUAAGAGAAAAUAGAGAAAUAAUAAUUAUAACAUUAACUCAUAUUAGAUUUAAAUGCGUAAGUUAAACUUAAAAAAACAAGAGAAGAAGCUAUCAAAUUAAUAGAAUAACAAAAGUAGCGUUAAAGAGAAUAAGAAAUUAUUUAAUAAGAAAAGUAAAGAAAAUAUAAAGAAAUUUGUAAUAAAAAGAAAGUAAGCUAAGAAAUAAUUGAAGGUCUUAAUAAAUAAAUUGAAAUGUAAAAAUAAUAAAAUAAUAAAUAAUAAUAAAAAUCAAUUAAAAGUGAUUUUUAUAUAUUAAAACCGAUUGUAGAAAAGUAAACCAUUUCUUGUGCUGAUUGUAAAAAAUAGUAGGUUCCACAAUAAUUAAGUUAUAUUUGA
This is a messenger RNA of Paramecium pentaurelia, 1193 nucleotides long. The record is from the annotation of a GenBank genome assembly. NCBI's taxonomy places the organism in Eukaryota, Ciliophora, Oligohymenophorea, Peniculida, Parameciidae.